AUGCGGUUGCUCAUCUCAGUACACGGAAAAGAGCGUCUCCGCACUGUGACAGUGAUUACACGCCCGCGCCAAAAAGCCAAUCAUAUUUUUGCUAACAUCUUCUCUCUAGUCCGUUCAACCGAAAAGACUCCUUGCGUUACGCCGUCUCCACACCACAGCCGUCAAGCUAGCGUUGAAAAGGUAGUAGCGAAGCUCCCCGACCCCCAGAUCCGUUCUCCAGCUUGGGCGAAGGACUGUAUAGACCGCGAUGACCACCGCUGCGUCAUAAGUGGAGCAGUAACAGAAGCUGAGUGGGUAAAGAACGGCGGAGUCGAGGGUGAGUUCUGGGGGAAACUUGAAGUGCAUCAUAUGAUCCCGUUCUCGUUGGGAGGAUUUGACAAACAGGAUGAUCAUGAUAUUGCUGUUAAGUGGGCAUCGAUCUACACCGCCUUCCCUCAGAUGAAAGCAAGAAUGCGAGUCUCAAAGAUGAAUUCUUUGGAGAACGUUAUCACAUUACACAUUAUAGUGCACGUUGAGUUCCAGGCGUUUGAAAUUGCGCUCCAACCAACGGAGUAUACGAACUGCUAUAGUGUAAAGGAAUACCCUCGCUUCAGUAGUAUCCUUUAUCCUCAUUUUCAAAACGGUGCCAAGGUCACUCUCCGUCAGGCGGACGGGUACCAGGAUAAGGCACUCUCUGCUAGGGAAUUUCUUGAUACUCACUUUCGUCUCUGUGAGAUAUUUCAUGCAUCUGACCUCGCUAAAGAGGUCGAAGAGAACUCUGGGCGCUGGGACCAAAUCAAGCAGCAAAAAGCUGGCCAUUCUUUAGAGGAGGACGGAUCAACCAACCUUGCCGAGAUCUUACAGACUGCUCUCUUUGACGUUACUUAG
Penicillium robsamsonii is the source of this 867-nucleotide messenger RNA. RefSeq lists its product as uncharacterized. Bases 1 to 867 code for a protein of 288 amino acids. The record is from RefSeq and is a predicted model, not a curated record. The transcript is spliced from 5 exons. NCBI's taxonomy places the organism in Eukaryota, Fungi, Ascomycota, Eurotiomycetes, Eurotiales, Aspergillaceae.